UAGGAUUUUAAAAAUGAAGUUUCCACAAUGCCAACAUGCCAAGUGCACUGAGGCUUCGCUUUAUUAUGUACACGAUGUAGGACUGUAUGUGUGUGCUCAGCACAAGGAGAUACAGUAUUCGAAGGAUGAUGCUACUCUGCUGAUAGACCCGUCUAUUGUCAAGACCAAGAUAAGAGUGGUCGAUGUAUGAAGGAAAGACUUCCUAGCAUUUGCUGAAGCUCAUGAAAGAGGAGGAAUCUCUGCCCAACAUGAUGAUUUGAGCAGACUUGUCAAAGACGAGCUUGAUAGUAUCUUUGGGAGACUGGAGACAGCGAAAGAAACCAAGAAAUACUACAUGUUCAAGCCUCUGCUUAAGCAAGUUGAACAGAUUUGUGAUGCUUUCAUCGAAGAACCACUCUAUGUUAAAUUUGCAGUGACCAAGGCUUUCAACCAAUCUUUUGCUGGAGCUCACUUUGAAGAUCAGAAGAGUGCCGAACUUGUGAGAAUAGAACUCAGGGAGAAGUAUGGAGCAACAUUCGAGAGGCUCUUUGAAAAACUUCGUGACCAAAGACAUGCUGUUGAGAGAAGAUACGAGCAAGAAAUUUUAGAUCGUGACGCCAAACUAGCUGACGAAGAAACCAAAUGAAGAACUUUAAAAGAUACACUUGAGGAACUCAAAGAUGAGCAUAAAGAAGCUCUCGAAGAACUCAAGGAAACAUCAGAAAACAGAGAAACUGAGCUUAAUGACAUUACCAAUGAACUCCGAGCCAGAGUACAAGAUCUUGAGAGAACUAUUUCAGAACUUCAGCAGAGAAUGGCUGCUCAAGAAGAAGAAGCUAAGCAAAAGGAUGCAAGGAUACACAAUCUUUGUGGAGAAAACAAGAGACAAAAAGAAGAUCUACAAAAGCUGGGCAAAGAAUAUGAAGAUCUUGCUGAAAAGCUUAAUGAAGAAAUUACUCACUCCAAAGAUCAGCAAGCGUUGCUUGAAAAACAGAAAGAUUCACACGCCCAAAGUAUGGUUGCGCUUAAGAAAGACAAAGAUACGGAACUGCAAGCUCUCCAGGAUACCCUGAGUGUCAAAGACGAAGAAUUGGAAAAAAUCCUUCAAAAUCACAAGGAAGAAGUGUCUAGAAUAAUUGCUGACAAAGAAAAACAACUUAAGAAAUCUGAACUAAAGAAGAAGAAUCUUCAGAAGGACAAAGACAACAUGAAGAAGGAACUAAUUUCUAAGCUAAACCUCUCCAAGUGCUCUGACCUCAGCCGCCUCUACAAAAUUACCACUGGGGAAGACAAACAGUUCGGGCCUGAAACUAAACUGACACUUAAACUUGACAAUCCCAAGCACAUGGAAUUUCUAACAUCCCUGAACAAGAGAAUGCCAGACAUUGAUAGACUUAAUCUUGGCAACAUCCCUCUGAACUGCCAAGAAGUCAACACUUUCCUGGCCACCCAUUUCCCAGACAAAGUGAGGGACCUCCAUUUUCACUUUGGCUCUCCUCUGAGUAGUUGUGUUCCCUUUUACUUGGAGGAACUGGUGGAAGUGAGUAAGAGAGUCACUGAAGUGUUGUAUAUUUAUGAAUUUGAAGUCUCUCAGGACCAACUCGUCGCCCUCUUCUCCGCUAACAGACAUACAAAGUGGUUUGGGUUUAAUUACUGCAAACUCUCGCUGUCUUCUGUUCCUGAUUUCGGAGGAACCCUCGCUGGAAGUACGAUAAAAUGAUUAAGUUUGUAUAGCUGAGGAGACUCUUCGUAUGGCGACUGGGGCAACAAUGAGUCUCACUUUGAAAACCUGAUUGCUGGGCUUUCCAAAGAGGAGGAUUUUAGGAAGAAUCUGAAGAAGAUUAGAAUGGGUUCGUGUGGAAUGGAGAAGAAUGUUGUGGAUAAGAUUUUGGCUGAUUAUGGAUUUGGACAUGCCGAAAUUAUAUGGUACUAAUGGUGGUUCUAAAAACUGAAACUGUCAAGGAGAAGAAUUUUAUUUUUAUCAGAUUUAAUCU
This is a messenger RNA of Moneuplotes crassus, 1973 nucleotides long. Lineage: Eukaryota; Ciliophora; Spirotrichea; Euplotida; Euplotidae. The record is from the annotation of a GenBank genome assembly.